AAGCAGAAGCUGGAUCAUAACGACAAGGCAGCUGGAGCAGCAAAAAGGCUGGUUUUCAAGACAGAAUAGGUUCAACCUGGAUUGGGCUUGGAUGCCAGUCUCUUUUCACACCAGCUACUGUGGCUUUCUGUGAAUGCAUAGUUCAGUUACUGCAAAGCUGUAGCACUGCCAGAUAACUUUGGAGUGUGUGUGUGUGUGAAGCCAAAGAAGACACUGAUCAACAGCAUGACCCGAAAACCAGUUGCUACUUCUGUCUCCAAUGGAGGCUAUGCUAAAGAAGACUCAAAUGGCAACCUGCCUAUUAUGGACUCCCGUGACCCAGCUGCCACAGGUAAAGUGGAGCUGAGAAAGAAAGUAACUUUACUGAGAGGGAUCUCAAUUAUAAUUGGCACCAUCAUUGGAGCUGGCAUCUUUAUUUCGCCCAAGGGUAUCCUACAGAACAGUGGGAGUGUGGGGAUGUCCCUUGUGGUCUGGUCCACCUGUGGGUUGCUAUCAUUAUUUGGGGCCCUUUCAUAUGCUGAGCUUGGUACAUGUAUCAAGAAAUCUGGUGGUCAUUACACCUACAUCCUUGAAGCCUUUGGCCCACAAGCUGCAUUUGUAAGAGUUUGGGUGGAGCUGCUUGCAAUACGUCCUGCUGCCACAGCAGUGAUCUCUUUGGCUUUUGGACGGUACAUAUUGGAACCCUUAUUUAUGCCUUGUGGGGUACCUGAACUACCAAUCAAGAUUGUUACUGCCAUAGGAAUAACCUCUGUGAUGUACUUGAACAGUAUGAGUGUUUCCUGGACUGCACGGAUACAGAUCUUUCUGACCUUCUGCAAACUUGGGGCUAUAGGGAUUGUCAUCAUACCUGGAAUGAUUCAGUUAUUUAAAGGCGAAACUCAGAACUUUCACAAUGCAUUUGGAGUUAAUGAGGUCCCUAUCAUGGGAUUACCCCUUGCUUUUUACUCAGGAAUGUAUGCCUAUGCAGGAUGGUUCUACUUGAAUUUUGUAACUGAAGAAGUAGAAAAUCCUGAAAAAACCAUCCCCCUAGCCAUAUGCAUAUCGAUGGGAAUUGUUACUGUUGGCUAUGUGUUAACAAACGUAGCCUAUUACACUGUAAUGUCUGCUGAGGAGUUGCUUGCCUCAGAAGCUGUUGCUGUGACCUUUGCUGAGAAGUUGAUGGGGAAAUUUUCCAUGGCUGUUCCAAUAUUUGUUGCUCUGUCUUGCUUUGGCUCAAUGAAUGGUGGUGUAUUUGCUGUGUCAAGGAUGUUUUAUGUUGCCUCCCGUGAGGGUCACCUUCCAGAAAUACUUUCUAUGAUCCACAUUCGCAAACACACUCCACUCCCUGCAGUCAUUGUACUGUACCCACUGACAUUACUAAUGUUGUUCAUGGGAGAUAUCUACAGCCUGCUGAACUUCCUGAGUUUCAUUCGAUGGCUCUUUAUCGGUCUAGUAGUUGUUGGGCUUAUUUACCUCCGAUAUAAGCGUCCCGAAAUGCCUCGACCUUUUAAGGUUCCAUUGUUCAUCCCUGCCCUAUUUUCCUUCACCUGCCUUUUCAUGGUUGCCCUGUCUCUUUACUCUGACCCCAUCAACACUGGGAUAGGAUUUGCUAUCACAAUGACUGGAAUUCCUGCAUACUAUCUAUUCAUUGUGUGGGACAAGAAACCCCAAAUCUUCCAGAAGUUUAUGAAUUCAAUGAGCAGAGCAUUGCAGAUCAUUCUGGAAGUGGUGCCAGCAGAAUAAAAAAAAGAAAAAAAAACAUUACUUCGAUCUGCAGCUUAUUUCUGUUAUGACACACCCAAUACUCAUUUUAUAUUUGAUAAGUAGAAAGUUUAAAUGAAUAACAUGAUUAUCUAACUAAAGCAUCCAAGUUUGACCUUGAAGGAGUUUGACAUCAUUUUCAAUGAUGAUAUCUAAUAACCAACUGUAAAAAUAAAUCGUUUGCAUUAUUUUAUUUAACUGUAUAACAAAAAUCUAAAUGAUACUCACUGAGUAUAGAUAAGUUGUGGACCAGUACAUUUUUUAAAUUUUUUAUUCAAUAACAGAGUCAGUUUUGCUACCUACACCUGUUUCAUUCUAAAAACAGUACAGCAAUUCAGUGUUUUAAUGUGUCAGAAGCAAUAGUCCAAUUACCAUAUAAAAAAGACUUACUUGUGAAGCAAAUGCAAUUAGCUUUUUUGCUGAAUAAAACAGUUUCAACCAUAUACAUUUAACAGUAUAAACUUAGCUGCAGGAACGACCAGUCAAGAGUUGUUUCUUGUUUUAUACCAUUAAAAUGGUCUUAUUCUAAGAAAGUCUGUCUUUGCCUUUUGUGCUUGCUUCUAAAUAUGGUCCAUUGAGAGAAGCCAAAGUUUGACCAUAAUGCAAUAACUUAAGAAUAACAAUUUAACUGCUUCUAGUCAUCUCUUGCUAGUUUUAAAAUAUAAUUUACUUUAAAUUUUGGGGCACGUUUUGCGCUUGUUUCGGAUCCGGCACAAUAUUUUAUAUCUGACAAUGCGCAGAAUGGCAGGGAGUAAUUUAAGCAAACAUACUUUAAUUACCUUACGAUUUCAGGUGCCUGUAAAUAAAGGAAACAUUAGAAGAGUACUUUUGUUGGUCAUUUCUUUUUGAGUGGUAAAGACAGAUUAUUGGUUAUCUACAAAAUGUUUGAAUAUUUUUAACACAGAAAAACAGAAGCCCUGCUUACAAUAAAAAAGUUUCACGAUUACACAUCUGAUAAUAAAAAGCUGGGCUUGCUGUGCUGUAAGCAAAAUGUUCUUAAACUGUACAAUGGAAAGAUGCAUCAUCAGUGUCCCAGCUGUUUCUUAAUUUCACCCAGGCAGUAAACAAUACAAAUUACAGCUGUACCUUAGGGCAUAACUUUAAUUUGUCAGCAGAAAUCCUUUAGGGAUAUAGCUUAUCUUGUUAAAAAUGUAUAUAAAAACAAAGGUUUACAAAGGUCUGCCAUGUUUUUUUUUUUAAAUAAGUUUUACCAGGCCUCCAUUGGCUUACAUAGAUUUUGCAAUGCUUUCACCAGGCUUUACUACUCUUUGCUAUGCUUUUA
Polyodon spathula (Mississippi paddlefish) is the source of this 3022-nucleotide messenger RNA. RefSeq names its product cystine/glutamate transporter-like. Gene Ontology annotation, cellular component: membrane. The coding region runs from base 226 to 1722 and encodes 498 amino acids. NCBI's taxonomy places the organism in Eukaryota, Metazoa, Chordata, Actinopteri, Acipenseriformes, Polyodontidae. Gene Ontology annotation, biological process: amino acid transmembrane transport. The record is from RefSeq and is a predicted model, not a curated record. Gene Ontology annotation, molecular function: L-amino acid transmembrane transporter activity. The transcript has 12 exons.